AUGGGUAGGACAGGUGUAAGCUCAGAUCAAAGAACAGGAAUGAUUCAAAUGGACGAAGCCUGGUGGAGAGAACGUGAGGCGGAAAACAGAUUAAUAAGAUCUUUUCAUCGUCGGCCACCGAGACAGUGGGAGGCUGCAGAACGUAUAUUUAAAUGGAGUGAUGUUUCAACUCAGCAUAUGUAUGACGUAGAUGGAGUACGUAGAGAACUCGAUGACGAAAGACUUGAUCUAAGCGAUGGUGAUGGAGAUGGUAAUGGUGAUGGUGAUGGUGAUGGUAAUGAUAGUGGCAAUGGUACACAUGAGACACCUAUCAAUGAGUACAUCCCACAACCCCAAGAUGAAAACCCACCGUAUCCAGAUCUCUCUUUUAUUGACUCUCAAGAACCACGUGGUGAAACGCCAUUUGAAAGCGGACAAGAGUUCUCACAUGCAUCCGAACAGGAAAUUCCAGUGACAAGUGGACAAGUAAAUCCAGAUCGGAUGGGGAGACAAAACACACGUACAGCUCCGUACAGUGUUGGGCGAGGAGAAUCUAAUCGUCGAAGAGGUGCAUCACGAGGACGUCUUUCAACUAAAACAGAGCGAGGUCCACGUAGAAGACGUGAAUUUGAAGGGUCUAUGAGUGCUGCAUUUCAUGAAAUGGCAAGUGCACGGCGUGCAACUGUUUCGGCUUUACGACCUGAUCGAUAUAAUCAAGAAGAUUAUGAGAAGUUCAAAGAAGCGUUAGCUAUACUCAACUCACUCCCAAUUGAGAAGUAUAAUCCAUUUUGGAAAGCUGCUUCUCAACUUCUAAAGGAAGAUGCAUGGUGGCGUAAUACAUUUCUGGACACCCAUUAUGAAUCUGACGAUGAAAGGAUCAAAUUCUUAGAAAGUAUUACUGGAGUGGAUCGAGCCGGAACCAACACUAACGUAAAUCUUCAGAACUUCCAACCUUUUUUAAGUGGUUCUAGCAGUGGUAGUGUUAGAUCAUCUUCAAGUUCGGUUGGACACUCUUCAGGAAACUCCGAUCAUAGCCAAGGUGGAAUUCCAUAG
This is a messenger RNA of Microthlaspi erraticum, 1032 nucleotides long. NCBI's taxonomy places the organism in Eukaryota, Viridiplantae, Streptophyta, Magnoliopsida, Brassicales, Brassicaceae. The record is from the annotation of a GenBank genome assembly.